This is a messenger RNA of Colias croceus (clouded yellow), 1048 nucleotides long. RefSeq names its product phenoloxidase-activating enzyme-like. The transcript has 6 exons. The coding region runs from base 85 to 981 and encodes 298 amino acids. Gene Ontology annotation, biological process: proteolysis. Lineage: Eukaryota; Metazoa; Arthropoda; Insecta; Lepidoptera; Pieridae. The record is from RefSeq and is a predicted model, not a curated record. Gene Ontology annotation, molecular function: serine-type endopeptidase activity.
UUCAGUGUUACAACAACUUUCGUAUAACUUACACGCAUUUUUAGAUAAUAAUUUAAUUAAAUAAUUAAUUUAUUGUAUUUAAACAUGAAUAGUAUAAUAUUUUGUGUGCUGGCUGCGUGCUUUUAUAAUGUUUUUGCGGAUGUCUGCAAACCGACCGAGAGGAUACCAGACCCAAAAUCCAGCUGUUGCGGUCUUCACUUGGCCACAGCGCAUAUAAAAGACAAGGGUGACGCAGCACUAAACCAAUACCCAUGGCUGGCGCUCAUAGAAGACUCCAAAGGCAGAAUAACAUGCACCGGAGCUCUCAUCACGUCGAGAUAUGUACUGACAGCCGCUCAGUGUGGGAUACAGGGAGAACCAAUAAGCGUCCGCCUCGGUGAAUACAACAAAACGAACACCGAACUGGACUGCCUGAUGGUGAACGGCGCUAAGAAGUGCGCAGACCGAGUCAUCACCAUACCGAUAGAGUCGAUGAAACCCCACCCCGAGUUCACGAGACAGAAUCUGCGAGUAAACGACAUCGCUUUGAUUAGGUUGAGGAAAGCAGUUCCUUAUACCGAAUACAUCCGACCAAUCUGCCUGCCCAGCAUCGACAUGAACCUCUCCACGCUCAAGAACCUCAACUUCAUCAUCGCUGGAUGGGGCAGCAAACCUUCGAGCCUACAGGAAGAUGACGUCGUCAAACACUUCGUGGAAGUCCCUUAUGUGCCAUUAGAGCAAUGCAAAGCCGCCUACGAGAAGUACAACCCUGGCCACUUCGCGAUCAGCGACUACCAGAUAUGCGCGGGCGGCGUCCAGGACCGCGACUCGUGCCGCGGUGACGGCGGCGGGCCCCUCAUGUACGAACUGGAGGGAAGACAUACCGCUGUAGGCAUCGUCAGCUUUGGCCCUAAACAGUGUGGAACAGAUGGCAUCCCUAGCGUAUACACUAACGUUUAUAAGUACAUGCCUUGGAUAAAGAGUACCAUCCGACCGUAUUAAAUAAGCUCGCCUGUAUCUAGUUUUAAGUUAGGUUAAGCAUAUUUUUUAAUAAAGCACUGAUAUGAUU